Molecule: messenger RNA, 693 nt
Organism: Branchiostoma belcheri (Belcher's lancelet)
Lineage: Eukaryota; Metazoa; Chordata; Leptocardii; Amphioxiformes; Branchiostomatidae
Product: alpha-N-acetylgalactosamine-specific lectin-like
Exons: 5
Coding region: 1-693 (230 amino acids)
Source: RefSeq, a predicted model, not a curated record
AUGUCGGGAGAGCAGCAACAGUCUCAGGCUGGUGACACUACCGACCCAUCAAUGGACCAGCCCCAGACUGAUUACCAGGCACGUGCGAACGACGAUGAAAACACACCGGACACCACGUACGCCAACAUACCAGACGGCGCGUAUCCGGGUGGAGCGAGCGGCCUCCGGGGUGUUUGUGGCUUCCUCCGCGCCCGCCGCAUCUGCCUGGCCGCCGGAAUCGCCGUGCUCCUGAGCCUAGGCGCCUUGGGAAUCGCCCCUCUGACGUUCAGCAACAAACAGCAAGCAUCUUGUCCUCAAGGUUACACAAUCUGGUGUGGAACCUGCUACAAGGCCUUCAACACAUCCACGUCCUUCAGCGAAGCGGGCGCGGCCUGUCGUGCAGACGGCGGCAUCCUCGCCAUGCCCCGAGACGCUGGCACCAACGCCUUCCUCGUCUCCCUGUACAAGUCCGUGAGCGACGAUCGGGACUUCUGGAUCGGCCUGCACGAUCAGCGCGAAGAGGGAAGGUUUGAGUGGGUGGACGGUUCUGCACUUGGGUCGUACACCUCCUGGGGUCCGGGAGAACCGAACCACCUAUUGAACGAAGAUUGCGUCGCUUACACCGCAAUCCCUCACAUGAAAGACAAGUGGAACGACGAUAACUGCUACGGUCAGAAGCACUUCAUAUGCCAGGCUAUUCCAGAAUAUCCAUAG